Toxorhynchites rutilus septentrionalis is the source of this 17307-nucleotide messenger RNA. RefSeq lists its product as uncharacterized. Bases 1647 to 4994 code for a protein of 1115 amino acids. Gene Ontology annotation, cellular component: plasma membrane. Gene Ontology annotation, molecular function: protein binding. NCBI's taxonomy places the organism in Eukaryota, Metazoa, Arthropoda, Insecta, Diptera, Culicidae. The transcript has 13 exons. The record is from RefSeq and is a predicted model, not a curated record.
UUCCGUCUGGACGUGCCAGGGGUCUCUGUUUGACUGUGGCGAGAUCGCAGCGCGCGCUUGUGUCACUUUGGCGCCCCAUCGCUGGGGACUUUCGCUUUUGGAAAGAAAACCGGGCGGCUAAGGCCGGGUCGGGUCGAGCCAGUCGAGUCGAUGAUAUGUGAAUAUAGCUACACGAACGGAAUGUUUGGGGACGGUUCUGCUUUGAUUCUGUUUUGACCAGGUGUCGACAUAUUUCGUAGAAUAUUGGAAAACGAAAUAAACAUCUUUCCGCCUGAAUGCACCGGCGAGUUUUACGACCAGAUUUGAGGGACUAAAUUUUGGGAACAGAUAGGACUGAACGGAAUCCUCCUUUGUUUGCGAUUCGUAUAUCUCAAUGUUUGAAAACAGCGGUAAGCUGGGGUAAUUCCUUCUUUGAAUUUAGCGAAGGUAGAGAGAGAGAGAGACUUGAUAAACGUACAUUUGGAAAAGCUAGGCGAUGCAAAGCGGUUCUACGCGCGGUGAGUUGUCGACCCCCGGAGGCGUUUGCCCGCAGUCGAGUGAAUUAAAUCAUCCGGAAAACGUGAUUAAUUCUAUCUUCCGGUUCAAGGUCCCAUUCUUUGGACACGUUCGGCAAACGUGAAAACACAACAAAAGCUGAAAGUGUGAAAAUUUUCCCUCAUCGGUUAACCGAAAGCGCGAAGGGAAGUAAACAUAAAAAUAUAAAUAAAAUAUAAAUAAGAAAUUCGAGAUAAGCGAGCUGGGGAGUAAAACGGUAAACGAGAAGGGGAAAAAACGAACGAAAUCCUUCUUCAGCAACACGCGGCUGGAAUCGUGAAAAUUAAAUUAUUCCGGACACGGUGUUACCUGGAAUUGUGUGUAUCCGUGAGUUGCGGGAGGGAUUGCGCUAAGGUGUGUUUUUGGGGGCAAAGCGGGGAGAGAGAAAGAACGGAAAACAUCCUUCCAGCGGUUGCAAAUUUCUUGUCUGGUCUGGCCCGAGGGUAUGCGUUGGCGGAAGGUUCUUUGAAGAUCGACAGCGCGAACAGCAAGGUGCGAGAUGCUGUGAGUGAAGUGGUUCUGGUCUUGCGUUUUUUUUCCCUCGUUUGCCUACACCAGCAGACACGUCAACACAGUUAAGGUAAAAAUUAAAAUUCAUACGAAAUAAAAUUCGCCUCGAUUGCAAUCGCUCUUUCCUGAUCCGGCGGAAACAUACACACCCACACCCACACAAACCGAAACUCUCGGCUGAGAACGAAGCGAAAGUGCAAGGUUCAAGUGAAAUAGACGGAGAAGAGCCACCGUAGUGUGUCACCGGGUCGUGUGUUAGGUUUACGUGUGUACCGCUGUAACGUUACGGGUCGUGAAAAUUUGCCCCCAAAAGUAGCGGGUGCGACAGUGCGGAAGCAGGAGAAGAUUUGUAUUUUUUGUGCCCUGAAAACCUGGUGAAAUUACGAUUGGUACGUGCCAGCUGAUUUCAUUUCUUCCGGAACGUGGCAUAAGAACAUACCUGAGCCGGUGGGGGCGCAAAGCAACGGGCCGAAUAGCGAAGAGAGGCGCCGCAACGUUUGCAGGCCCAUCUUUGACGCGGACUGAUCACCCUGGAAUGACUUGUUGAGCCAGCAGAAAUAAGGACAGUAACAGACGAACCAUUUUCUUUGCAAGAUUCUCGGAUGGAUGAGUGGAAAUACUUAAUAGCGCUCCUGCUUGCGCUGCUAAGUUAUCGACUCCCAACGGUGGACGGUGGUAAUGGAAGUGGUGGUGGUGGCGGAGGAAGCGGAGCCGGCGUCGGAGCUGGCAGCAGUGGAACGGCUAGAUCCGGACGCGAACGUUUCCCACCGCAAGCGAUAGCCUCGCUGUCGUCCGCCUCGAUAGCUGCGGCUUUGGCCGCUCGAAACAGUAACGCCGCCGCAAGUUCGUCCACAUCCGGUGGCGGAGGCUCCGGUAGCUCAUAUACACCGACGGCCGCUCCCAUCAGUCGCUGUAAUUUGGCUCAGUUCCGCUGCAGGAAUGGAACUUGCAUACCACUUUCGAAGUACUGCGAUGGAAGCAUCGAUUGCAUCGACAAACACGAUGAGCCCAAGUUCUGUACAGCAUGCAAUCGAACGCUGUACGGAGAAGUCGGGCGAACUUAUGAGCUCCAACUUCAGCCCCACCAGUUGCAGCAGUACCAACAGCAACAGAACGCAAAUACACCGUUCCUGUGCCACCUCAACUUCACCGCUCCCGGCGGAGCAUACGGUGAUAUCGUGCAGCUCAAUUUCGCCAAAUUUAGCAUCGGGAAGUUUGUGCCCAGGAUGGAUCUUGGCGGUGGGGUCAUGGGUCAGCACCAGCCAGGCUACGACCAGCAACAGCAGCAGCAGCACCAACACGAGGCUUGUUUUGAGGGUUUUAUGACGAUUCGCGAACAGGGACUACCCAACCUGAACGGGAAAUGGUGCGGAACUGCUUCCGGAUAUACGAUCUACUACAGCGAGACCAGAUCUGUUAAUGUGAGCAUACGAAUGAAUCGACUGCCGGUGAUCGGAGGUGGCGGCAGCGGUGUCAGUGGGUCUGCAGGUGGUGCAGGAGAAGGCGGAGGAGUCGGAGGAGUCGGCGGGUUCGGUGCAGCAGGAGGUGGGCUGGAGUUUCGAUUGAUUUAUAAAUUCCUGCGCCACACGGAUGCGAAGUUGAGGAACGACAACAGGAUAUGGAAUGGUGACCUCGUACCGGGAACGUACUGCAACAGAAAUUUUUACGACUGCGACAAACGAAUCUGCCGAAUACGAUCGCCCAACUAUCCCGGCAUUUAUCCACGCAAUUUAACAUGUAAAUAUUAUAUCAAUCAUCGGACGCCACCGAGUGGUCUCCACGCCAUGAUCGUCCUCCGCCAGCCCGAUGGACACAAAUUAAACAUAAAGGAACAGGCGACACAUCACGAGGCGAACAAUAGGAUUUUGAGGAGUUGGGAGCAAUGCGACGCCGAGCAGGACUAUCUCACGAUACAUGACGGCAAAACACUGGAGGCACCGAAGAUUGGAAGGAUUUGCGGCGGCGAUGCGCUGCCGGAUAUUGUGUCCAGCGGAGCGGAUAUGGUGGUUCAUUUUACCACCUCACCGUACGAUGUGCCCUUCCAUCCGAACCCCGUUACGUUUCUGCCCGGAUUCGAACUGGAAGUGCAUAUCCUUUACGUCAACUCCAACUCACAGUCAUACAUUCGUCAGCCCGGGCGCUGCGAGUUCUCCAUUAGUGCGUUCGAAAGCCAAACCGGAGAGCUGGAAAGUCCCCAGCAUACGCUUCCGCCGGAGAGCUCGUGCAUCUAUCAUUUCCAGGGUCGACGCCACGAAACGGUUUGGAUUUCGUUCAUCAAGUAUCAUUCCGCGAUUGAUCCUACCGGAUUUGAGUCACCGUCAGAGUGCGUCACACAACUGCGCAUUUGGGACGGCCGAUGGUCUGUUACUUCGAGACCUUACGUAUUCUUAGCCUCCCAUCCAGAGUACACCCGGAAUGCCAGCUUGAUAGAGCAGAUUUGCAGAGAGGAGGUUCCACGACUUUGCUCCCGGUCCCUGGUAGCUAAGGGAAGUCGACCCUGUUCAACGCAAGAAAGUUACCUUUCAACGGGUUCGGAUCUGACCAUCGAAUAUCGACCCAGCCCAAUCGGUACUGCUCGACUCUACGGUCCGGCCUCAGCAUUUAAGCUACGCUAUGAAUUCGUUGACAACUCGCUUGGGGGUGCACCGCUGGAGCCACUUGUGGCUCCUUCAGCUAUGCCGGAACCCGCUGCGCUGGUCCAGUUUCAUCCGAAAUCGUGCGACCGAGUGUUUCGAUCUUCGUCCGCCUCCAGAGGAAUCUUCCGAUCGCCAUCCAACGUGUUCCUAUACGGAAGAGGAGGUUCACCAAACAUUUCCUGCACGAUUCGAUUCGAAGCGGGAAUCGGAGAAAGCGUAAGACUCUCAAUUACCCGGGCCCGAUUUGGUGGCCGCUCGUGCCAGAACAUGCAGAAUCGCUCGGGUCGUUGGCAUUGCAACCAUCAUAGCGGCCCCAUAGCCGACCUCCGCAUCAGUGAGGUUCCCUGGACAGAUAUUCCACCACUGCCACGGGACUGUCUCUGCUCGGACGUUUCCACAUCCAUCAACCUCGCUCCGCUGGCGGCGAGUAUCGUCGAGGUCCGGUUCACUGCCAUGCAGAUGGAGGUGGACCAGGACUUUCGAGAUUUCUACUUCGAGGGACGGUACGAGUUUGAAAAGGACGGCUGUGAGACCGAUUGGAGCGAUCGCAGGCUUCGAGGACGUAGUGGAGACGCUUUCCUCAAGCCAACCCCAUGUCCGGCACUGAUUCAACCGUGGCUGCUGGAGCCGGAAACCGAAGGUAGCUAUUUGGUGCUAAAAAUGAAAGGCUUCUGGAUGCCACCGUUGCUACAUUCCGCACCUCCAUGCCCGACAGACGCUCGAAUCACCGUGUACUCGACGAACAAUCCGAAAAAUUCACGCGACUUAUGCCCAUCUGGUCCGGAUGUGGUGGCCUUCUCCGAUGGUUGGGAUAGCGCUUACGAGUUUAGUGCACUGGAAAUUUCCAAGAACCUGAUCAUCGAGUUCCGGAGCUCCCGGAAACCACGGGACAUCGAAGGCAAUGAAUACAAAUUCUCCUGGAUGGAAAUCUAUCCGGGCAACGAUUGUCACCACAAAUGUCAAGAACUGCAGGCGUGCAUCCCUUCGGAACUGUGGUGCGACGGCAAGGUACACUGUCCGUCCGGCCAAGACGAGAGUCCCACCGAGUGUGACAUCCGAUUGCCGCUCUCACCACUGCACGUGGGUAUCGCUGCAGCCACGCUAACGUUGUUCCUCUCGUUGGCGGCCGGUCUGACGGCCUGUGCCCGGCGGAAGCGAGUGGAAAAGAAGCACCAGCUGCAGAAUCAUAUGGAUUCCAACGGACGCUACUCGCACCAUCCGCCGUAUCCGCACUCGAAUCCCCACCAUCACAUGGCCAGCAGUCACACUCUGACACCCAUCUAUCUGGACCCAACCAAGGAUAGCUUCUGUUGACAAGAGCUGGAGACUUCGGUGUAGCCCAUGCCGAAGUCCCAGGAUUUCUAUUACUUUGCGUUCAAUCGCUAGGGGGCGCCACCGAGGGCGAGCGAGCCGAGAACCCGGGAACGAACGAAAUGUGUGAAACCUUGCGGCCGGCGCGGUGGGUGGACAGAAAACAGCAUCCUAAUAGCUCAGAAAUGAACGAAUUCUGGUGAUAUUAAAUGUAGUAGGGACAACAAAAAGAAAUUAAAUAAAGAGACAGUGCAAGUAAUUACGGCAGAAAACAAAUCGGCAGUGUGUAGAUCAAGAAAUCCAAUAAUUAGGGGAGAAACCAAUUGACAGAACUAAACUAGAAGUAGAUUAAUGACCUAUCGACGGGAAAUGGCCGGAGGAGUCAAUAAAUGCGGGAAUACAAAAAAGAAAGUGAACGAGCAAUCGAGCGUAUGUGUGUAUGUGCGCGGGAAAACAAGCGAUUGGCCCAAUUAAAAAAGGGGAAUCACAGCGCGAGGGCGGUGUCAGCUGCUGAUGGAUGAUUCCUAGGUCGUGUCUCGGAAUUCAAAAAUCGCGGUGGGUGGUUUGUAGGUGUUUUGCAGAAGAAUUUGAAAGGGUAUUUUAGGUGACCGUAAUCAGUGGUAAUUGGUUCAAUAGUGAGAAAUGAUAAAAUUUACCUGAGUUAAUGCUGCAACCUGUAAUAACAACUUAAAUAUAUAAAAUUCACAUGGUGAUUGAUAAUGAAACACUAAAGAAUUACAAAAUUCCUUUUUUUUUUCUAUUGAACGCUUACAGAUUGGGAUGUUUAAAAGGAUCAAAUAUUUUCAAAAUUUAAAAAGGUUCUUUGGUAAAAAAAGAACAACAGAUGUUUUAUAAAAAUUAUGAUUUUUCGAUUAUUUGAUAUUUCUUCUCACAGACAGCAUUGUGGAAAAGAGCAUAGGAACUGGUUGUUAAAAAUAAAUACUACCACAGGAAUUGAAUUGGAAUUGAUUGAAUUAGGUUUCAAUUUGGAAUCCGUUCUUUUUUUUCUUCCAAAAUUUGAAUAUUUUAUUGCAAACAAACGGUUGUAUUCCCGUCGUUAGCCACAAAUUUUUCCAUCAUUCUGAAAGCAUACGGUUUUCUCGUCUAACCUAUUGGUUGGUCCUUCCAAGCGAUCCACGAAUCUAUUCAGUUCGUAAUCUUGAAGUAAUAAUUGAUAAUUGCAAUCGGAACAAAUAUGAGCCGGAAUUGGUUAAGACUGGAUAAUAGGGCGAGUGGAGUAGAACGUCCCAUUGAAACGAUUACAGGUAAGUUCAAACGGCAUGAGCUACAUGUGGCCAAGCGUUGUCGUGUAUCAAUAUCACCUUAUCGCGUGUUCGCUCAUAUUGCGCAAUGUUUCCUUCAAUGCUCGACUCAAUGUCAUUGUGUCUUCGGUUCCGAGCUACUGAGAUUGUUUCAACAAUUCGAGUUGUCGAUUGAUACACUUUUCAUCUGAAGUAAUAAUCCGAUGUUAAAUGAUGCUACGCAAAUGAUUCGAAAUGGUCUAACGAAUUACGCCUAGUGAUUCUGCUGCCGCUUGCUCGCUUGCGUUUGAAUUGGAACCAGUCUUCAGAUUGCAACGCGGUGCUGAUGUGUAACAAUUUUUUUUUUGUACUCAGUUGAGCUUCCACUCCUUAUAUACACAUGCGCUCUGGCGAACGAGCACGCUCCGAAACACAGAUCAAAUGUUUCGUUGUCAGCACUGUUUUUGUACCGAGUUUUGACCCGUAUUUCUACAUCUAUUUUGGACCGCGCUUGCGUCUGGUUUGCUUAUUCUGUUGAGUUAUUUUUCUUCACACAAGCGCAUACGGUUGCUAUGGAGGCGCGCUAUUGUUUUUAUACUUUGCUGAGAACGAGCGAAGACAAAGCGGGCGUUAGAAUUUGAUGUGUGUGUAAAAAAAUUAGGCGCAUAUAACACAAGUGAGAAACGAUGUUAAGUAUCUGAAUUUUGCGCUGUGUUCAUUCGGCGCUCAAUUGUUUAUGAGUUUGGUACACUCCGUACCAAGAGAGACUACGUGCUUGCUAUGAACGCGCGCUGAUGAAAAUUGAACUCAAGUGCAGCACAGCGUAUGUUUUCUGAAGAAUGAUUGGAACCUCAUUAACAAUUACCUUCAAUUCUGCAACUUCAAACUUUUUUACGGGGUUUUCCUUGUUUUCGAUAGUAAAAUCUCCACCUACGAAGCGUUGAAACUAUUGGCAACACAUUAUACACUAACAGCAAUCUGACCAAUCGAAUCAAAAAUUAUUUGUUGCGCUUCAGCCGCAGAUUUUCUUCGAAUUCAACACAGAAACCAAAAAUUCCUGCAAAUGAACCAUUUUUGACUCGAACACAUCUAUUUUCUCGCACAGAAUAUAGCUCAUUCUCAAUCGCAAAUAAGGUGAACUGUUUAAAAGUACUUAACCUCACGUUGUGCCGUUUUUACUAAAAAUUAUUACUGUGUUUAAAAUUAUUUUCUCUCCAAAUGUUGGCAAUUAUUCUCUUCAUAACAAAAAAUCUAAGUUUAUAUAGUGAUGGGCAAAACAAAAUCCACCCCAUUUGAAAUCAAAGUGUCCAUCAAAGUGGGGCAAGCCGUGCUGCUGUCCAGCUGGUCAUUCGGAAGCUGAUACCAAAGACCCCCAUAGCAAAAUUUCUUUGAAAAUCUUCAUACAUAAUACUUACCAAUUUAAAUACUUUGCGGUUGAUGAAAUGAUAAAACUUGGCCUUAUUUUCUUAUUAAAAUUCAACAAAAUAAAUAUAUAUAUGAAAUGUAGUAAUUAUUAAGUAAUUUUUAAUAAUUUUUAAAUACACAUUACUUACAAAUACUUAAGUAGGUAAUUAAUUUUUGAAACUAACUUUAAAAUCGAUAAAAAAAAGAUAGAAAUAUGUUCCAGAAAAACGUGAUAAAACUACGUCAAAAACUAUGGGUGGGUUAUACCUAAAAUACAACCGGACUACCGUUGGCUUAGUAGACAUUUGAGUGUAUUGAUUGAAUUAUUGAUUAAACCAGUGAUUAAAUGAAAGAAUUUCCGAAUUCAGUACGAACAAAUCCCAAUUUAGGUCAAUUCAUGUAUUUUGAAAAGAUUACUUUCUUUUUUGCAAGUCGUAUGGCAUGAUGCCUUGUUCAUUUCAUUCAUCUCUCGUGGACUUCCAAAAUAUGUGAACGAAAGAAUGGCUGAACGAUCAAUGUAUCUUAAAUUUCCCUCUGAAUUUAUUGCAUCUCCCAAGUGUACGUACUUCUGGAACCGCAAAUUUGCUUGAUUUGUUGAUCUUCAAGCACUCAGUUUUGAUUUUGACAUGUAAGUUGAACGCAUAUUGUUCAAUCGACGUUAUCGCAGCAAAUUGUUAAUUGUGAAAUCUGUGAAGAUUCAACGUGGGUACAAUUCAAGACAACUGCAAUUAGUCCAAUUCCACUGAAACGCAGAAUACACGCACGAGUAAGGUCGUGAGCUCAUUUAGGCAAUAUUCCUCAGCAAGUGGUAGACAUAAUCCCAUGAAAGUCUAGUGCUCUAGUGCUAAGCUCUUUCCGCAUAUGUUUCCGGACAGUGGAAUGGUACCAAAAAGCUCAGUAGAACUUAAAUGAGCUUCCGGAUCACAUAUGAGUGUCUUAGAAUGCAAGGGGUGUAAGUGACUUGAUCGAUUUCUCUUCAUCGACUUUUUCUUUAGUUAAUAACUCAACUGCAAAUAAAUUCCAAUUUAAGUUCGCUAUAGAAUCCGAUAGAUGGGGGUCUGACCUAUCUUCCACAUUGUCAAAUACAACUGGGAAUGUAUUUGCAGCUAAGUUAUGACCAGAAGAGAGAGUCGAUGUAGAGAAAUCGAUCAAAUCACUUACACCCCUUGCAUUCUAAGCCCCUCAUAUGGUAUUGAGCCAUAAUUUUAGAAUGGCAUCCUUCGUUUACUCGAAAAUUGCAAGGAUAUCGUUAUCGGGCUCGGCGAAACCUUAAAUAAGAUUUCACGGAAGCAACAGAUGAAUGUUAGCGUCCGUUGUUGGAAAGUAACGAAGGGAACGGUGGAAUCCGAGUACAUUUGCUCAGCUUUUCUAAGCUCAACGCGUGCACUGGACUUGUACGACGGAUUGGAGAUUUUGAAGCUGAACCUAGUUUGAAGUGGGUCAACUCAGCAUUGACGGUCCCCAUGUUAAUUGGAGAGUAGUGAAGUUGAAUGAAGAAAUUCGUGAAAUCAGAAGCAGCCAAAACUACGAGCUCACGAAUAUAGGUAGCUGCAGUUUGCAAGUUUUGACAAUUCAUUCAAAGAAGGAGUGAAAAAGAUUGUAUGGAAAAUUGAUGAAUUCCUCCAGUGCUUGUACAGCCUGUUUGAGAACGUCCCGUUAAGAUGUGCUGAGUAUUCUUGAACUAUUGGAUCGGCUGAAGUUUUGCGGAGUAAAAUGGAUCGAAAAUCAACCGAUGGUAUAAAUAGCCAUUGACAUGCUGCCGUACCUUAAAUGUUUUCACAGCCAGUAGCUUUAGAGUAGUUGCAAAGGCUUUUGAGGAUAAAUUGUUGGGGGCUUUUAUUAACAUCAGCUGCUGCAGUUCAACUAUUUAUGACGAGCUUUCCGAGUGACCAGCCCAUAGCAUCUUAUCUAUUCGAACUGACGAACCUUUUUAAACCAGUAAUGAAUAAAUUGAAUGAACAGCACUUUUGAGAGGGAAUCUGAAGUCCCUUGUAAACGUCGAUGUUUCCGAUGAUUCGUUUCUGCUUAGCAGCGGCUGAAAUUGAAUUAAGAUUCGCUGUAAAAGUUGCAAUCAAUUGUGUUGUGGAAACAAUCAAGUUUAUGAGAUAAAUACCUCGUCGACCCCUAAAAUCAAUUUUCGUUUGUGUCGACCCCUUGGAAACCGAGAUCGACCCCAGGGGAACGAUAUCGACCACUUUGAGGAACCCUGCUUUAGAUGGUCUGCAGCGGGGCCGAUCCACCGGCAAGAGGACCGAAACGUAAGACUGAUGCAAGAACGGACACGCUAAUCAUCCGGGAUGUAAUAAAAAAAAACGAACGACCAUUCGGACGAUUAAAAAAAGGUUGGAUCUGGAACAUUCCAAUCGCAAAUGGUGUGGCCAGCCCAGAGCCUCGACUUGAAUCCUAUUGAGAAUUGAUGGGUGAUUUUGGACAACAAGGUAGACAAAACUGACGUUACGAACAAGUAAAACUAUUUUGUUGCGUUGAAGAAGGCUUGGGACGAACUGAACCCCCAACACCUCCGGAAUUUCAUGGAGAGUACGCUAAAUUAAAAGCGUUGUCAGUCGAGGCCAAAUGACAGUGGAUAUUUUUUUGUGUGAUAUCUAAAAGUUGUGUCAUAUCUAAAAGUACCCAAACGAUACUAAAAUGACAAAAUGGUCUACUAGUAACCUACUUUUACAUUGUAUUGACUGGAAUACCGAAAAGUUUGAAAAACUUUUAAUAUUUGAAUACAUUGGUUUCAAAUGGAAAUGGAUUUUUUUGCGCCCGUUUUUAUGCGUACGCAAAUAUUACUCUGUCUGUUUAAAAAAAAACGCCAAGAUCUGGUGUCAUUUCGAAAAAAAAUGACCGAAAAUCGACCUUUGGGACCCGAAUGGCCAAAAAAUAAAAACUUUGAGUGCUUUGAGGCACCCCUAAAUCAUGUCCGAUUGAGCUGAAACUUUGCACAGGUCAUUUUUUUUUUUGGGCCAAUAAACAAGUUGUACAUGGUCGCUUUUUGAAAUUUCACUGCCACCCUAGUGUAGUUACUUCACGAAAUUCCAUUACAAUAACCGAUCAUAAUUGACGUAACGUGACGCGAACCUGACGUGGAUGUUGUGUGUGAAUCGCACUUAACGGCCAAUCAUAUCUCUCCUGGAAACCCGACAUCUCGCGUGGUUCAACAUUCUUGUUGUUUGCAAAUGGUCGGAGAAAAGACAAAAAUAGUAAGAAGCCAGUUGUAAGACCUCGUCUCAGGUUAAAUGUUUAAAAUCAAAGACGCACUAGAGUAGAUAUCACGUCACUCAAAUGGCUCGGUUUCGGAAAAUCAUUCCAAUUACAUAUUCUUAAAUGUCUGCACUUCAGAGAUAUCAAGAAAAAAAAAUAUUUUUUCCGAGACUAGAAUACCCCUAUCAACCAUCACUUAAGAGGCAUUUUUAAAUCACUGGAUAUGCAGAUUAUCUCUGAGAACCUCUGAAAGUUGAGCUGCAUACAAUCGAUCAUUCUGUUGGUUUUCUUGAUAUUGUAGCAAAAACAUUUUCUCAUCCUAAAUGAAGAUAUCGCAACCUGUUUGCCGCUUGAGUAGAUUACGACACCUUUGAACUCUUGAUUGUCAGUGAGACCAUGAGCGUGUUGUUUACUAUAUGCUGUAAGUUAAGUAAGCAAAGGCUUAUCGAAAAUCCCAUUAUUUACCGAGUUAUAGCAAUUUUAGUGAUGCGAUAUCUAAUCUAGUACGGCAUUAACACAAAACUUCACACAUUUCAAACUGCCAUACACGAUAUCUAAAUUUAUAUCGAACAGAUUAAUUUUAAACUUGCUGACCCGCCGAACUUCGUCCCGCUCAAAAUUUAUUUUUGAUAUGAAUUCUUUCGAACAUUUUCGUUUUCUUGCUAAGCGAAUGGGUUCAAUCGUAGAACUCGUCAUCGAUAGAUCUUCUAAUUAACCAUUUACAAUUUUGUUUUAUUAUAAUUUUCUUAUUACUACCACCCAGUGGCGUGGAGUGAAGCUUCCGCACUCGGGAAGAGGCGGAGAGUCGAUGUUUCCCCGUUACAUGGAAUACAUGUUUGAUACAGAAAAGUUAAAUUUCCAUUCAUAAUUUUUAUUUUCAAGGCUUUUGUUUAUAUUUUAUUUUAUUAGGAAAUUUUAUUUAUUCAUUUUUUUUUAUUUUCAAUAUUCCACCUGAAAAUUUAAUGCCUUUUUCACUUCACAUUAACGGCACACGAAGCCGUAAACGCGAAAUCCAACUGGUCUAACAACAAUGUCGUUGUAGAACACAUGGGAUUUUUUAUCAAACUAUCUCUCAAAGCUUCUAAAAGAUUUCAAUAUUUUAAAACUCAUAAACACAAAUUUUUUUUUGCGUAAAAAAAUCUAUAGUAGAUCAUAUUUUUGAUGAGAAAACCGAAAAACAUAACGGUAAUUAUUCAAAGUCACGGAAUUUUUUUCAUGCCUCAAAAUCAUUUUUCUUUUGAACUGCUCGUAGUAGUUAUUCCGUAUGACCGAAAGCAUAAAAACAAUUCUGGUUUGGCUGCAGGUGUAAAUUGAUGUCGCAUUUAAAGAAUAUGACAUGCGUUUCCGAUGUGAAUUUCGGGUUUUUGCAAGUCCUCUCCCCGAAGUAUCUGGAAAAUGAUUCAUUCUAUCAUGCCUGACAUCAGAGGGUGGAACAUACGCUCGCUUCAAAGUGGAUGGUUUCCUGGGCUUGAUAGAAUUUCGUAACCUCAGUCCGAAAGCUCGGUAAAUGAACAUUUAAAUGAGGAUUUCAAAAAAAAAUUUGAUUUGCUUUAUGUUUUUAAAUUCAAUAGACUCCGAAUCAGUUUUGUCAGCGGAUCCAGUGAACUUUCCGAGUACUACAAGUAUGCCUCACCCAUUUGACUGUUCUCCAAUCUCAGCUAUUUCUUCUUCUUCAAUGGCACUAACGUUCUUAGAGGAACUUCGCCGUCUCAACGUAGUAUUACUUGCGUCAUUUUUAUUAGUACUUAAUUGAGAUUUCUAUGCCAAAUAACACGCCUUGAAUGCAUUCUGAGUGGCAAGCUCUAGAAUACGCGUGAUCACAAUGCAAGUCGGAGGAAAUUUCUUUGACGAAAAAUUCCCGACCAGAAAGGGAAUCGAACCCGAACACCCGGCAUAUUAGUUAUGACGCUAACCACUCGGCCACGGGAGCACAUCUCAGCUAUUUAGCGGUAUCUUUUUUUUUGUCUUCAAUUUCCUGAUCAUUGUAGUAUUCACCAUCGCUUCCGAAGUCAUCUUCAGGAUCUACUUCGUCAUGUCCCCAUACCGUGCUGGAAAACGAACCUAUCAAAAACACAAAAAUAGACUCAAUUUCUGCAAUUUGUUUUUUGACUUGUCCAAAGUUCAUAUCGUAGCGGCAUCUUUGCUGAUCCAGAAUCUGUUCGAAAUAAAAAUUCUGAAAAAAAUAUAUAAAAAUAUCCCUUAAAAUUUCCAGCAAGUUUUCCAUACAUCGGACGAUGGGCACAUUUGCAUGAAAAAGUUUUUCGAACAACAACUUUUUCAUGUUUUUCUUUGAAAAAAUGCUAUGAAUAUUCAAUUCGUCACAUUUUUUGUUUAAAUUAUCGCAUUUUAAAUGCUCAGCUAACUUUUCUCUAUUUAUAAACAUGUCAAGAACAUGUCAAAUGUGAAAAUUUACACACAAAAAUGUUACGAGCAAAACAUUAUUUUUUUUCAGGAGUAUUCAUACAAAAAUGACAUAUAUUCCAAAACCUAUAAAAGAUAGAAAGUUGACGUCUUCGACAAAAGUUUAUAUUCUAACAAGAUCUAAAACUUUGUCGAAUACACUAUAUCGCUAUCUUGACUUUAAACAAAAUUAGGAGAAGUUGUAUUUUUUUCAAAGACAACAUGAAAAAGUUGUUGCUCGAAAAACUUUUUCCCUGUAAAAGUGCCCAUAUUCCCAUGUAUGGACGACUUGUUGGAAAUUGUAAGGGCUGUUCAUAGAUAUAUUUUUGGGAAUUUAAAAAAAAAUACUUUUUUGAGAAAAAUGAAUUUUUAUUUUUCAAAUAACCUUUUUUGUCAGUGAAUUUUUUUUCCAAAAUUUUUUGGGUUAUUUUUAGUAAAACAAACAAUUUCCUACAUUUUCCUACAUUUCAUCCUUUGACAAGAAUUUUGUAGGUAUCGUAGUUUUUAAGUCAUAAAUUUUUGUAAAAAAUUUAGAAAUUUUUUUUUGGCUUUUUCCAAAAAGUAGUCUAAUUGUUUUUCGAAUAUUUCAAGUAUGCAAAGUUGAUUAAAUGACCCAUGUCUUUACACCCACAACGUUUCACUACUAUCUGAGAUGGUGCUGCCAACUCCUAACACGAGUUGCCAUGAAAUUCGUCAAAAGGAAGAAAUCGACGCAGUUCAACAACCCAAUGCAUUAUUAAAUAUUUAAGAAAAAGACGAAGAAUGUACAAGAAAGCAACCACAGAAAUAUUCUAAAGCCACAAGAAAAUUUCAUGUCAUCUUAUCAAAUUAAUAAAAAACCAAUAGUAAUCGGAAAAAAUAAACUAAAGUUACAAUGAUUCAAAACAAAACAACCAACUAAUGUGAUUUCCUCAACAGUAUAAAAAAACAAACAAGAAAAAUCUCCCUUUGUCAUAUUUAUUCAUUCACGUUAUGCUUUCCAUCUUUUUUAUUUGAUUCUUGCUGCAAACAUCCACAAACCGCGACAACGUCUCCGCGCACAUAAUGAAAAUAACAAUCGUAAUGCGACGAAAUUAAUUUUGAUUAAGACAAUCAGUUGUUGAGGGGAGGAAUGAACCAGCAAAAAAAAGGAUGACGACAGUAUCGCAAAGUAUCGUGGUGAUCACGCGGAGGAAGGAUAACUUGAUUUCGGGAAGGUGUCAGAAGAGCGCUUGGGCCCGAAGAGCGAAGGACAGCAAAUGAUGGAAUACUUCACCGUGAAUAGAAUAUUAUUUUAAAUGAUGCUCUCGGUUCGGGAGCAGCAUCGUCAAAUAUUGGCCGACAAAAGUCAACGCCUGGGGAUGGGAGUGACUGUCAUUUGUUACUGGAGCGUGAAGGAGAUAAAUCGAAUGAAAAGAUUCCUCCCCUUUCUCCCCCUCUGAUUCCCGGGUCGACUUUGCAAGGCGAGUAGAUUAUGUCCAGGUCAAAUGACGCCGACAUUUUCGCCAACGCCAUUCGCGUGCUCCGAGCGAAUUUCCCACAGACUAAUUGAAUUUGUUUUUAUGUAUAAUUCAGCGAAGAAUAAGAAGAAGAAAAAAAACGCUGAUAUGAGAGCGGUAAAUAGGAAAACAAAAUCAAGUGUAAAUUUCGAAACUCUAGUAAAAAUAAGGUUGUGAAGAAUGCUACGAAAAUCAACAUGGCAUAACGCGUGUAAUUGGGUGAAAGGUACUGAUGACCCCAUUGGUUUGGGGGAAGUCGGAAGCAUCCUGUGAAUUGGGCGGACACGAGCUACUGCAGAUGAAAUCAGAGCAUAGACUUACAUGCUGUAAAUAGUGAGAAAGUAAAAAGAGCGAGAUGGAGAAAUACCCAAUAACGCUGUCACUGAUGUACGUUUUGAUUGAACUAGUCCUUAAGAAUGCCGUAGAUUUUAAGAUGAAACGACUAACCUGUACCAUAAAUCGAUGCAAUGAAGCAAGUGUAUGACUAGGCUGUAAGAAGAACAAAUUCAUCUUCAAUUUUCAUUCGAAACAAAAACACACACAAAUUACACAUACUUCCAGAAAAAACAUAAACACAAUCAAUCUCGUUGCACCUUUCGCAAGAAAAAAAAACCACAGCAAAACUCUUCCACCUCACUAACGAAUACAAUAUAUUUACGCAGGUGUACAUAUAGGUGAACACACGAAUUGUGCGUAGGCAAAUGUUUAAACAGUAAUACCUAAUUAACGAAUGAAAAAUGAGUAAUCCUACCCGCAAACAAAAUCCGACAAAAAGUAUAUUGAAAAACAAAGAAAAAAAAACACAGCGUCGAGCCGUUGGCUGACAACGUAUACAUUUUUGUUUUAUCGAAUCGUCAAAUAAAAAUGUGAUUCUCAGUAGUUAAGAAUGAAUUGGAGGCGACCCAGGAGACAUAGACACAAAUACAAAAUGAAACAAUAAAAGGAUAUGUUUCAUACAACGUUAUAGGUGGUGAUAGACGCAAAUUGGCGGAAAACCCAGGUUAAAUAGGCUUCGAAAUGAUUUUUCAGCUGGAGAUGCGAUGGUUUUGUUUGGAAGGUGUUGUUUUCAGGAAAUAUGUGGUGAAGCUAUCAAACUGCUUAUCACGAUUACUCGCUUCGGUUUCUAUAUUGUGUAGAUUGUGUAUCAAUCCGCUAAUCCAACGUCAUGUCUAAUUCAUGAAUAUUUAUGAUUCAAUUGAACAAAACAUUUUUUUUAGAAAUACAUGGUGAUGAAAUUCAACAGGAGUCAUUUGAAAAUGACAUUGAAUCGGUUUUCAAUUGUAACAACAUCGAUAACGAGGGAUAUAUUUAGUAACCAGGUUUGAACCUUGAAAAAAAUUAACCAACAGAAUUUUUCAAUUUGGCUGACGACGUAAAAGUAAACAACUUUAAAUUUAACUCGUUCCAACUGGAAAUAAACAUAAAUUCUGUUGAAAUAUGACAAAUGAAUUGUUUUAUAAUAUGUUCAUCAACUUACAGUUUUUUUGUGAACAGUGAUAACAAUACUUAUGUAGCUUCAGUAAUCGUGAUCAAUAUUCAAUUCAAUCCCAAGCUGCUGGGAACAACAUCUUCCCAUAGAAACCAUUAUCCAAACCAGUGAGAAAUGAAACACUUAGUAUAGGAAAAUUUUGAGGAAAACUGUAGACUGAACUUCGAAGCGAAGUGGAAAAAGAAGGACGAGUAAAAGAAGAGCGGGAAAAAAUCAUAUGUUAUACAAUAAGUACCAAAGCGAUCGAAACCUUUGCAGCUCAUACCCAUUCCCAGUAUAUAUGUGUAACCAGCCCCGAGAUGCGAGGAAAAAAAACCAAAACAAAACCUAUAACCAAAGUAAAUAAAACCCAUGGAACGGACGCGUGUGAUUGUUUGGCUGAAGCAAUUCCCGUUAAAUGUGACCAUGUUUUUUGCUGUUACCACUGACUUGGAGUAUUUGAGAUUUGCGAAAGGUCGCCAGACUCUUGGUUCUACCAAAAUGGGGAAAAGAAUCACUUUUUUCAGUCACGAGUGAGCAAUUUCUCGAGUUAUACGUGUAGAGCAAUCUCUGUAAAUGGGCUUUCAAAUCAAGAGAACAAUUGAUACUCCCAAUUCUCCUCGUCACCCCUCUGUACUCAUAGUUGUAAGUGAAAAAAUUGGAAAUUGUGUACAUAAUAGCGAGUAAGAUCACAAACUAAUACAAGAAACAAAACAAAAAUCGACGCCUGGCUGAAAUUGAAACUGAAAUCGCUGACGUGAUUCUUAUGUCGUGAAUCUUAAUUAGGACGAUAAGGGUGUAAAAUAAAAAAAAGGCAGUUGUGAACUAAUGCCGAUUCGAAUCCCUCUCUAACUUGAUCUUUCCCGUAGUGAACCACAUUUACGUAACAUAAAAAAAACAAAUGGAGAAAAAUAAAAUCACUUCAAUUACUUGAAACACUCAUUUCCCAUCAUUCGGCCUUUGCCUGAUAAACUUGAGCAGCACCUAUUCCCCCUAAUGAGUGGUGUAGGACUCGGUGAAGCUGACGAAAUGUGCUAGGUCAACCUGAUAUUAGAGCAGAGUAAACCAAAUUUAUGUGGAGAAAUAAAUAUUCGUAGCGUUAAGUAAAUUUGGGACAACAG